Brassica oleracea var. oleracea is the source of this 1180-nucleotide messenger RNA. RefSeq names its product telomere repeat-binding factor 4-like. Gene Ontology annotation, biological process: nucleosome assembly. The transcript has 6 exons. Bases 34 to 939 code for a protein of 301 amino acids. The record is from RefSeq and is a predicted model, not a curated record. Gene Ontology annotation, cellular component: nucleosome. Gene Ontology annotation, molecular function: double-stranded telomeric DNA binding. Lineage: Eukaryota; Viridiplantae; Streptophyta; Magnoliopsida; Brassicales; Brassicaceae.
ACAGACAAACGAAGCUGCGAAAAGGCGAUAGAGAUGGGAAACCAUAAGCUCAAAUGGACGGAGGAGGAGGAGGAGGCGUUGCUCGCCGGCGUUCAGAAGCAUGGGCCCGGAAAGUGGAAGAAUAUUAUCCGAGAUCCUGAGUUCGCUGAUCCCCUCUACAAUCGCUCCAACAUCGACCUCAAGGAUAAAUGGCGUAACUUGAGUGUUCCUGCUGACAUUCAAGGCUCAAUUGAUAAGGUGCGGACACCAAAAAUCAAAGCUGCCGCUUUGAAUCUAGCCGCCGUUGCAGCUGCUGCUACCAGUACUCCACCACCUUCUAGUGCGACCCCUUCUCCGGUUGCUCCCCUUCCUCGUAGUGGAUCUUCUGAUUUGAACGUUGAUGAUAGUUGGAACACUAUGGUGGAUGCAAAGAAUGCUCCCAGGUAUGAUGGGAUGAUAUUCGAAGCUCUUUCAGCGUUGACGGAUCCUAGUGGAUCUGAUGUCACUACGAUUUUCAACUUCAUCGAGGAAAAAAAACAUGAAGUGCCACCAACUUUUAAAAGGGUCCUGGGUUCAAGAUUGAGGAGGCUUGCUGCUCAAGGCAAAAUUGAAAAGGUUAACCAGAUAAGAGCAGGAACGCAGAACUUCUAUAGGAUGAAUGGUACUAGCUUCUCGGGAAUGAGAGCGCCAGUUGUAGCGAGACCUAAAGAGGUGAAUGUGAAACCCCGGCAGACAAACAGUCAACGAGUACUCACGGUUUCGCAGAGGAAGGUUGAUCAAGCUUCAGGAACCGCAGCUUUUAAGCUCGCGGAGGUAGAAAAAAAUUUAGAAUUGGUCAAAAGAGCUGCAGAACACAAAGAAAGGAUGAUAAAACUGGCAGAACAAGCUGAGAUUAUUCUACUGCUAGCGGAAGAGUUGCACGAAGCAUGUUCUCAGGGAAAGAUUGUGGAACUGAAUUGAGGUUGAUGGAAACAAAAGAAGCAAGCACAGAGUGAGUCUUAGUUUUGGUAUAUAUACUGAUAGUAAUUAGCCAUUAGCUUGCAUUCUUUUGUUUCUUAUGAUGCCAACUUAGGAGGAAUUGUUUGCACAAAUAACAUUUUACCGUUCUUUCGUUUACUAAUGAAAAAAAGGUAGUUGAGGGUAAUUAGCCAGAAACAGAAAUGUAUUGUGUGGCUUGGAAAGUACAGUAUUAAACUCUUAU